AAUAUUAUUCGGUCUCCUGUCUUAACCAAGAACAAGAACAAGAACAAAAGAAAGAAAAAAAGGCUGUCAAAAAUCUAAAGCUACUUUCCUUGAAACAUCCACAAACCAACCAAAACCCGAUAUUUUCUCAGUUUUUUUUUUUUUAUUCUUCUUUCUUGUUGCCAGCUUCUCUUUCAAUUUCAAAGCAGUUUCCGAAAGAAAAAAAAAUGAGUCCACGACAGGACCUUCUCAAAACUACGGCGUUCUUCUUCUCUCCAGAGAAGCCACGUGACAAGUUCCUGCUUAUCACCCGAAUCGCUCUUCUCGUCUGCCUUUUCACCUCCAUAGCUCUCGUUCUUUACGGCUCCUUCUCGAACCGGCCUUACCCGUUUACCCGGUUCACUUCUUUGAACCAGAAAAUCGGCUCCGAACAACCACCCGACAAUGCCCCAACCAACAUUUCCCACCUCCUCUUUGGCAUCGGUGGCUCAGCCAAGACGUGGAAAGAACGACGCGCUGUUUGUUCGCUUUGGUGGCAUGUGGAUUCCACCCUCGGCUUUUUCUGGUUUGAUGAAAAACCCGAAGACAACGGGAUCGUUAACGGUUAUCAUACGGAAACGGCUAUUUCGUUGCCUUAUCGGAUAUCGAGUCCUGAGUGGACUCGGUUUAAGUAUUCGAGUUCGAGACAUGCGGUUCGGAUCGCCCGAAUAAUAUGGGAUAGUUUUAACUUGAAGUUGCCUAAUGUAAGGUGGUUUGUGAUGGGUGAUGAUGAUACCGUGUUUUUCACUCAUAACUUAGUUUCUGUCUUAGCGAGGUAUGAUCAUCGUGAAAUGUGGUACAUUGGUGGAAUUUCAGAGAGUGUAGAACAAAACGUAAUGCAUGCAUACGACAUGGCGUUUGGGGGUGGAGGUUUUGCAGUGAGUUAUCCACUGGCUGAGAAAUUAGUCAAAGUAUUGGACGGUUGUCUCGAAAGGUACUUUCAUUUCUACGGCUCUGAUCAAAGGAUAUGGGCUUGCAUCAGUGAGAUUGGGGUCCCACUCACUAAAGAACCUGGGUUUCAUCAGUUUGAUGUUAGAGGGGAUCCAUAUGGUCUACUAGCAGCGCACCCCAUGACGCCACUAGUCUCACUCCACCACCUAGAUGGCUUGAUGCCCAUGUUCCCCAACAAGACCCGGAUUGACUCCUUGAAGACCCUUAUCCGAGCAUACCGGGUUGAUCCGGGCCGGAUCCUCCAGCAAAGUUUCUGCUAUGACAGCAAGAGGAAAUGGUCAUUUGUCAUUUCAUGGGGCUACACCAUUCAAAUAUAUCCAUGGUUUGUGACUGCAUUUGAUCUGCAUAUGCCAUUGCAGACUUUUAAGACAUGGAAGACUUGGAGCAAUGGACCUUUCACGUUUAAUACCCGACCUAUGUCAGCUGACCGGUGUGAAUGGCCAAUUGUUUAUUUCCUGGACCAGGUUGAGGAGGUUGGCAUAAGUGGAACCAGGACCAGGUACAAGUUAGCCAAGUCGGAAGAAUUCUGUAAUAGAGCAGACUAUGCCCUGGUAAUGGCUGUCAAUAACAUCACAGUUUCUUCAAUGAAGAUGGCUCUAGAUUAUUGGAAAAAGGCGCCACAUAGACAAUGCUGCGAGAUCAUGGAAAAAGGAAGCAUAAAGAGUGGCAGUAUGCUAAUUAGAAUUAGGAAUUGCAGAAAAUUGGAAACAACUACUAUAUAGAGGUAGGCAGGGAAACUUAUGUAAAUAGGCAUUUCCUGGAGAGUACUAAUAGCGUCUAGGAUUUUUUUUAUAGCCAUUUUUAGCUAGAAGAAACCUAAACUCCUUUUCUCAUAGUUUUAACAUUAUUGAAUGACAAAUGACUUGAGAGAAUGAUAAUUUACCUAUUCCAAAAAAAUGAUAAUUAACUGUUGCGUAGAUAUGAUCGUCAACAUUCAACCAUCCAAUGCACAGCGCUAACAAAAGAGAAGUUGUUCGAUUUCCAUGCACGUCUCUAUCCUAAAAUGUAAUCAAAUAUUUAGUGGAACUAAACUUUUUCUUUUCACAAUUUUCAGUUUCCAAUUGUGGGGAAUGACAGGAAAUGAGAAACUUUAAUAUGGAUGAUUGUGGCAGUCUCCGUAACAGCUUCACCAUGGAUGAUAUUGCAAGGGUCUGGAUUUGAACCCCCAAUGAGAAUAAGUAGUCCAACUGGAGACAUUGAAAAUAUGCAGAACCGCUAAGAGAUCCAUGCUACAAGCAUGAAAUAACAAUCAUCAGAAGGAGGAAAAGGAAAGAAUUCAGAAAGUGGCAAAAAAGAUUUAAUGUUAGUUGUUUUCUAGCAAAAGAUCAAUAAAUGACAUCCACAUUUGGUUGGUGCACUUGUCACGGACCUAAG
This is a messenger RNA of Durio zibethinus, 2343 nucleotides long. RefSeq names its product beta-1,3-N-acetylglucosaminyltransferase lunatic protein, putative (DUF604). The record is from RefSeq and is a predicted model, not a curated record. Lineage: Eukaryota; Viridiplantae; Streptophyta; Magnoliopsida; Malvales; Malvaceae.